GGAAGAUACUUUCUUUGUCCCUGCAAUGGUCAACGACGACAUCACCACCACUGCGUCCGGCGCCGUGCCUGUCCUCCGGAGGUGGAUCCACCAAGCGCUCCUUGCCAAUGGUUACACGACUGUAACCCCUUCCUUGGAUGAUGAUGGAACGUAUGGCAUGUUUCCACCUGUGGAGUAUAUCCUUCAUGACGACGGCGGAACAGCCAUAGCGUCCGUCCUCACGUUGCGCGGCCUUGUUGUCGGCAAAAAGUACAUGCUGCAUUGCGAACAACGCGCCAACAACAGUGAUGAAGCGUCCAUCUCAACGUGGCGCGUGGAUUUCCCUCUGUCGCAAUACAUCCCGACACAAGCGUCGUUGUUCCCUCGGUACCAAGAGUUCGUGCGCUGGCGAGUACGCAACAGCGUCGUGCAGCACGGGUCGUCUGCUGCCCAAGCGCUCUUGUCGUCGUUGCCGACUCUUUGCAUUGCAUCGAUCUUGUCGUUUUUAGACGUGUCCUCGCUCUGUGCGCUUCGAGUUGUCAACAAGACGCUCCAUGAACACGCCACGUCACCGUCGAUAUGGAAACUUCGCGUUCACAUCGAUUUCCCUACCGCCAGCCAUGAUCCCAUCCCGACGUCAUACUUUACUGCCUAUGCCAAUGCCGUCACCAAGAAGAAGCGGGAACAGCGACUCCGCCUUCGAUUAUCGUUGGACAACAUGCUCUGGUUCGAUCGAGAAGCCGGACGUGCGCACGCGCAGCGCAAUCUCGCCCUUCCCCUCGCCCAUAUACCCCGCCUUCCAUUUGAAGCGCCAUCACCGUGACAUGCCACACAGCUUGGUACUUGGAUGGAGCGUAUAUAACGUUAUAUAAAUAUAUAUUAUGAAUAUUUGGUAC
This is a messenger RNA of Aphanomyces astaci, 875 nucleotides long. RefSeq lists its product as hypothetical. Gene Ontology annotation, molecular function: protein binding. Lineage: Eukaryota; Oomycota; Saprolegniomycetes; Saprolegniales; Verrucalvaceae. The record is from RefSeq and is a predicted model, not a curated record. The transcript has 4 exons. Bases 26 to 802 code for a protein of 258 amino acids.